Messenger RNA from Sesamum indicum (sesame), 1393 nucleotides. RefSeq lists its product as uncharacterized. NCBI's taxonomy places the organism in Eukaryota, Viridiplantae, Streptophyta, Magnoliopsida, Lamiales, Pedaliaceae. The record is from RefSeq and is a predicted model, not a curated record. Gene Ontology annotation, molecular function: heme binding.
UGUAAUUGGAAACUAAACUAUCAAAUAAGCACAUAAAAACGGCAAUCCAACGCCAAGCCUUUGAAUUUUCUUCCUCCAAGUCGGCUAUGCUUCGCCUUCGAGUCUUGGCGCUUCUCAUUGCAACCGCAGUUUUCGGCCGAGUGAACUCCCACACGGAGUCCGGGGAUUGGCACUGCGAUAAAGGCUCGGGGAUCCGUGUCCGGGCUCAAUUCAUACCCGGCAUCAUCACAGUCGACGGGAAAGUGGACGAUUGGAAGGACGUUGAAGGGUCGAAUUUCCCCCUCUUACCCGCCUUAGACCCGGAUGCUGAUAAAGAAUAUAGUGAGGGAAAAAUGACUCUCAAGGCAGUGCAUGACGGGAAAGAGGCCUACUUCAUGUUACAAGUUAAUGGAUACUAUAGAUAUACUCAAGGAGACAGCAGGAAAUGUCCAUCUGUUGCUCUAAUGUUCCAAAUUGGUGAAAAUGCAUCCUACCAUAAAAUGGGUGGCUGUGAACAAGGACCAGGUACUUGCACGAACAAGACUUGCCAUGGCCAUGAAGUAGACAUUAUGCACUUCUCAUUAGGCAAUGCUAUUCCAGGACGUCUCUAUGGCGGAAAUCCAAUUGACAACAGAGAAGGAUAUGGAGGUGACAGGUUUGGCCAUUUGGUAGAUGUGUAUGCUUGGAACCCACACUGUCGAUUCCUUGAUGGGAUGAGCCCCUCAGGUAAUGACACCACUGCACAGAAUGAUUGGCAAGGAUCAUGGUGGCACAGUAGCUUAACUGAUCACUCAGGCUUCAUAAAGGAUGACAGCCCAUAUGCAUCGGGGGGUGAUGGAACGGGAACUUACUAUUUUGAAUUUUCGAGGCCUCUGAGAACCAUGGAUCGUCUUCAACAGGAUGUUCAGUUCACAAUCGGGAAAUCUAGUAAGAUGUCGGCUGCAUUAUGGUAUCCGAUGUUCGGCAGACGAUGGCAUGGAUCUGCUCAUUAUUCCAUUAGCUGUGACUGGAUUCUUCUUGAUUUCAUAUCAGGCGGUUCUGAGCCCAACAAUGGAAGCCCAUGGAAUGUUGCCACUGCCUUUUCUCUCCUCUUUUCGGUGUUGGCUUUCUGCAUGACCGUUUUCAUUGUGCAUAGGCUUUCAAGAAUAAACAGGACUGGGAACUUCGUACCGAUGGACAAUCUGUAGGUUAACAUAAGAGCAACGAACACUCUUUAGGUUUACUCUACAUGCACACGAGUAGUGUAGCCGUUUUUGCUCUAGACUAGGCUUGGUUCUUGGCUGUGUUUUCUUUCCUUGUUUGAAAUUCACAUUUGAUCUGUUCAAUUGUUACGAAUGCUUUGUGGCUCGUUUCAGAAAACAACCACAAAUUGAUGAGGGCAAUAAGAUUUGGUCACGAGAUUGCUGUUUUUCCA